Molecule: messenger RNA, 3823 nt
Organism: Scatophagus argus
Lineage: Eukaryota; Metazoa; Chordata; Actinopteri; Scatophagidae
Gene: otud5a
Product: OTU deubiquitinase 5a
Exons: 9
Coding region: 741-2390 (549 amino acids)
Biological process (GO): protein deubiquitination
Molecular function (GO): cysteine-type deubiquitinase activity; K63-linked deubiquitinase activity
Source: RefSeq, a predicted model, not a curated record
GGUCCUGAAUAUUUACAAUUCUGCUGGCAUCUCUGCAAGAAAUACAAACUCAGAGACUGAAAUGACAGUCGGUGAAAGCGUUUCACCAGAAGCUUCCGGUCAGACUUGAGCCUCGUUCACACCGCGUUCACUCGUUUUUCACCACAGUGUCGGGACAAUAACAGACGGACACAAUGAGCUCCUGCUCGCGUGUGGAUGGAUCUUCUGGAUGGAAAAGCGAGCAGCUUCAUGCCGUAUAAAGCGCCCUGGGUGAAAAGGUGAAACCACGCGCUCAGAGAAAGAAACGAAUCAGCACCUGAAGGCAACAGACAAAGAACUGACCUAGAGUCAGUCACACACAGGACACGCUGGAGCGCGGAAUUAGAAAUACACACUCGUAAAGGAAAAUAAGAUGAAAUAAAACUGCAGGUUUGACAGAAUUUUAAACGACCUGACGUAAAAACGUCGCAACCAGGAAGUGACGUCACCGCGCCCCGUCAGCUUGUGUUGAUGUUUUGUGGACUGGACGGGCUGGAGCGAACGGGAAGCGGAGACGCGUUUUGUUUUUGUUCAACUAAACCGUCGAAAAGAAGCCGAGCUGUCGUUUCCGCCGUCCGUUUCGGUUCGUUAAGAGCCUUAGCUCGGUGACUGGAGCCACACGGCCGCGCCGGAGGCCGAACACACCGAAGCAUUUGAUCCAGAAAGGGAGGACUCGUCACCCUCUGACCCCCUCCCUGCCACCCUCACACACCGACUCCACCAUGACGAUCCUUCCGAAGAAGAAGCCCAGCUCCGGGGUCGGCGUCUCGGACCACGCCGAUGACAGUGAUCGUAGAAGCGGCUCCGACCCGCACCAACACCCGCACCCACACGCAGGGCGGACCGGAGCCAGACCGAGGGCUUCCCCUCCGCCGUGGUCCUACCAGCCCGCUCCGCCCUCCGCCAGGGACGACAGGCGGAGCAUCGAGGCGAGCUCCCGGCCGCAGCAGGCCUCUCCGCCGCCCGUGGGGUCUGUGUCUCCGGUGGGGCCGGGUGACGGUCGGGACAGCAGCGGCGGAAUGGUGGCUGGCUCCCGCGGGGAGCUCGUCGUGUCGGCCGGUGUCGUCGGCUGCGGUGGAGGCAUCGGCAGCUGCUGCUCCGGGCCCGGGCUGAGCAAGAGGCGGCGGCAGGCAGGCACCUGCUCCGGCGCGGUGGUGGCGGCUCUGGCCGGCGGAGGCCAGCCCGGGGUGACGGGACCUGGAGGAGUGCCGUCCAGCCAGGACACAGAAGAAGGCGCCGGGAACAACAGUGAGGACGAGUACGAGAACGCUGCCCGGCUCCAGUCCAUGGACCCGGCGACUGUGGAGCAGCAGGAGCACUGGUUUGAAAAAGCUCUGCGGGAAAAGAAAGGCUUUGUCAUCAAGAAGAUGAAGGAGGACGGAGCGUGUCUGUUCAGAGCUGUGGCUGAUCAGGUGUAUGGAGACCAGGACAUGCAUGAAGUGGUGAGGAAACACUGCAUGGACUACCUGAUGAAGAACGCCGAUUAUUUCUCCAACUACGUGACCGAGGACUUCACCACAUACAUCAACAGGAAGCGGAAAAACAAUUGCCACGGCAACCACAUCGAGAUGCAGGCCAUGGCUGAGAUGUACAACCGACCGGUGGAGGUGUACCAAUACGGCACAGAGCCCAUCAACACGUUCCACGGCAUCCACCAGAACAAUGACGAGCCAAUCAGAGUGAGCUACCACCGCAACAUCCACUACAACUCUGUGGUGAACCCCAACAAGGCCACGAUCGGGGUCGGACUGGGACUACCUGCCUUCAAACCCGGGUACGCUGAGCAGUCUCUGAUGAAGUCAGCCAUCAAGACGUCGGAGGAGUCGUGGAUCGAGCAGCAGAUGCUGGAGGACAAGAAGAGAGCGACGGACUGGGAGGCCACGAACGAGGCCAUCGAGGAACAGGUGGCCCGAGAGUCCUACCUGCAGUGGCUGCAGGACCAGGAGAAACAGGCCAGACAGCCCCGCAAGGCCAGCGCCACCUGCAGCUCAGCAACGGCGGCAGCUUCCAGCGGACUGGAUGAUUGGAGCGCCCGGUCACCACGGCAACGCGACUCUGACCCCUCCCACUCUGACCUCACAACAGCCCCGUCGACCAACAACAAGCCUCCCUCCCCCGCCGGAGCCGCCCUUAUUCUGAGCAAACCCCCCUCCCCCUGCGCCCCAGGCCCCAGUAAUCAGAGUCGUCAUCAUCUGGAGUACAGAGCCAUCAUGCAGGAGAUGUCUCCGACGGCGUUUGGACUGACAGACUGGGAGGACGAUGAGAUCCUGGCGUCGGUGCUGGCCGUCUCUCAGCAGGAGUACCUGGACAGCAUGAAACACCAGAGCGCCGGCAUGCAUCGAGAGAGGGAGCCGUCACCCGACAGCAGCUGAUAGCCGGCCGACUCACAGAAACACACAAAUACGACAACGACCUUUGACCUCCCCUCCUCACCCUCCUUCAUCCUGACCCCGCCCCUGUCCCCACCCCAGACCCGCAGAAGGAGAUCGACCAGGGAAAAAUAAUAAAACAUCAGACACAGAACUGCACACUUGUUUUUUUCCUCCAGGCGUUUCAACUCAUCUGCUCAUCAUUCUCUCCAUUCUGUCAUCUCCUCUUCCUUCCCUCCUUCCUCGUGUCCUUCCUUCCACUCCUAUCUGUCUUGUUUCCUCCGGUUGUGAUCCAGCAUCUUCAGAUGCCCCCCCACUCAGAUCGAGUUUGGUGAUAAUGCUGGCCUGGGAUCAGUUGUGAUUUCAUUUUCCUGGCUUUUAAACAUCAUCUUGGGCAGCUUUCAGCAGGCAACACUGAUGAAAUUUAUCAGUUUAGCGUUUUAAUAUUUUGGUUUACCAGCUUGUAGCCAGCUGCUAGCUCUGCGGCUAUCAGGGCCAUUGAUUUCAAUGAGAAAUGCUAAUCUAGGCAGUGUAUCACAGUAUCCUGUGGGCUAAGUUAUCAUGUUCUUUUAGAAAGCAAGCUGUCACUGAAGUCUUACUAUGUUUUAAAGUUAGGUCCUUUUUACUCUGCAUUACUGUUAGCUUGGCCACCAACAGCAACAUUUUUCCUACAAGUCUUAUUAUGUUCUGUUAGUUCCUGCUCACAUGCUAACCACCUGCGAUGCUUUUAGCUCAACCUUGCAGUUCCUUCAGUUUUAAAUUUCUCACAGCCUCGAGGAAUGCCUCUGAAAGCUCUCUCAUGCUAAUAAAAAAUGAACAGGACAAACAGCCUAAAUGUUUAUCCGUGUCCUGUGGGCUAAGCUAGCAUGUUUUUUUUGUUUUGUUUUUUUUUGUCGAGCAAAAAAAAAAAGUCGACCAUUUUGUGGCAUUUAGGGAACGUUAGCGUGCUCUGUAGCCAGCAAGUUAUCACCUGAAGCCUUAUUAUGUUUUAAAGCUGUCUAUAAUCAUCUCCAGGCUCAUAACAUUGCUAACAGUUAGCUUAGCAGCCAAUAGCCAAAUUAUGUCCUCAGUCAUUGUCACAGCUCCCACUGGCAGCCAUUUUGUGUCGACCACCACAGCCAGCAAAGACUCCACGGUCUGUAACUUCUCGUCCUCCUCUUCCUCCUUUUUGUCUUCCUCGUCUUUGUCACCACUAUCACCUCCAUCAUCAUCAUCAUCAUCGGACUUAUUUAGCUGCAUGUUUAAUUGACCCUGACCAAUAUCAUCGAGAAAAAGACAAAUAAAAAAAGGAGAGAAAAAAAGACUUGUCAUACUUAUCCUCUUAAUGAUCGAUUAUUGUUGUUAUUAAUAUUAUAAGUUUGUUUUAUUUUAUUUUCUUGUUUGGGAUGAAAAGAUUUUUUUCUUGGAAUAAAAGAGGAAAAUGUUUCUGAAGAAAA